AUGAGAAGUGAAACAUCUUAUACCAUCUUCAGCAGUCCCAAUUUUCAAAGCAGUUUUUCUGCCCAAAUCAGACCACAACAUAGCCUAGACUUGCAGUUGUUUGUGCAAUUUUUCUUAGGACUCCAUCAUAGGCUGCUCCUGUUGGUCUCUUAUUAUAUGCAGAACGCUGAACCAAAGCAUGCACAUUGGUCUGCUAAAGUGGAUAUUGGAGGCCAUAAUAUCAUCUGGUCUCCAACCAUGACAAAAAUUCUCUCGUGGAGUCAUUCUGCCAUGCAGCGACAUACAAAGUAUGCUAUUAUCAUCUGGGGCCUACCAAAGCCUUCGUCUUAG
Messenger RNA from Triticum turgidum subsp. durum (durum wheat), 330 nucleotides. Lineage: Eukaryota; Viridiplantae; Streptophyta; Magnoliopsida; Poales; Poaceae. The record is from the annotation of a GenBank genome assembly.